AUGGCCACUGGUGCUGCAACCACCAUCUAUGCAAUUGAGGCAGAUGGUGACCCAAAUACUGGGUUUGAAAAGUCAAAGGAGCUAGGAGAAAUACAAUAUCUUAUUAAAUGGAAAGGCUGGUCACACAUCCAUAAUACAUGGGAAACUGAGGAAACACUGAAGCAACAAAAUGUUAAAGGAAUGAAGAAACUGGACAACUAUAAGAAAAAGGAUCAGGAAACAAAACGCUGGCUGAAAAAUGCUUCUCCAGAAGAUGUGGAAUAUUAUAACUGCCAGCAGGAACUUACAGAUGAUCUACAUAAGCAGUAUCAAAUAGUGGAGAGGAUAAUUGCUCAUUCAAAUCAGAAAUCAGCAGCUGGUUAUCCAGAUUACUAUUGCAAAUGGCAAGGUCUGCCUUACUCAGAAUGUAGCUGGGAAGACGGUGCUCUCAUUGCCAAAAAAUUUCAGGCGUGUAUUGAUGAAUAUUUUAGUAGAAACCAAUCCAAGACCACUCCAUUUAAGGACUGCAAGAUUCUAAAACAGAGGCCAAGGUUUGUUGCACUAAAGAAGCAACCAUCUUAUAUUGGAGGACAUGAAGGUUUAGAGUUAAGAGAUUAUCAGUUAAAUGGACUGAACUGGCUUGCUCAUUCAUGGUGCAAAGGGAAUAGUUGUAUUCUUGCAGAUGAAAUGGGUCUGGGUAAAACAAUACAAACAAUUUCUUUUCUGAACUACCUGUUUCACGAACAUCAACUGUAUGGGCCUUUCUUGCUAGUCGUGCCACUUUCCACUUUGACAUCUUGGCAAAGAGAGAUUCAAACUUGGGCUCCUCAAAUGAAUGCUGUGGUUUACUUAGGCGACAUAACUAGCAGAAAUAUGAUAAGAACUCAUGAAUGGAUGCAUCCACAGACCAAGCGAUUAAAAUUUAAUAUACUUUUAACGACUUAUGAAAUUUUGCUGAAGGAUAAG
This is a messenger RNA of Acanthisitta chloris (rifleman), 945 nucleotides long. Its product is annotated as chromodomain-helicase-DNA-binding protein 1-like. Gene Ontology annotation, biological process: nucleosome organization; regulation of transcription by RNA polymerase II. Gene Ontology annotation, cellular component: nucleus; chromatin. The record is from RefSeq and is a predicted model, not a curated record. Gene Ontology annotation, molecular function: ATP binding; DNA binding; histone binding. Lineage: Eukaryota; Metazoa; Chordata; Aves; Passeriformes; Acanthisittidae. The annotation marks the transcript as partial. The transcript has 7 exons.